This is a messenger RNA of Trypanosoma rangeli, 1296 nucleotides long. Its product is annotated as surface protease GP63. The record is from RefSeq and is a predicted model, not a curated record. The transcript has a single exon. The coding region runs from base 1 to 1296 and encodes 431 amino acids. Gene Ontology annotation, biological process: proteolysis; cell adhesion. Gene Ontology annotation, molecular function: metalloendopeptidase activity. Gene Ontology annotation, cellular component: cytoplasm; membrane. Lineage: Eukaryota; Euglenozoa; Kinetoplastea; Trypanosomatida; Trypanosomatidae.
AUGGUGCUGUACGUGGCGGCUGCGCCGGGCGGUGUGUGGGCGUUGCCGUGCGCCACGCUGGAGAAUGGCCGCCCAAUCGUUGGGGUUGUGAACUUUGGCCCGGCGGAUUUGCGUUUUCCCCGGCUCGCCACUCGCAUCGCUGCGCAUGAGAUCGCCCAUGCCUUGGGGUUCGACUACGGGAAGAUGGUGGCGGACCGCAUGGUGAAGAAUGUGACCGGCGUGCGUGGCAGGGCGUUGUCGGUGGUGGUGAACUCGACGAACGCCGCGAUGGCUGCGAGGGAGCACUACAACUGCGACAACAUUCAGGGCAUGGAGCUGUAUGACUUCAAGGGGGACGGGACAACGCUGGAGUCGCACUGGUCACAUCGCAACGCGAAGGACGAGCUUAUGGCUCCGCUCGGGGGUGCCGGCUACUACACGGAGCUGACGCUGGCCGCCUUCGCCGACUUGGGCUACUACAAGGUGAACUGGGCGAUGGCGGAGCCGAUGGGUUGGGGCAGGCGGUCGGGGUGUGAGCUGCUGGAAAAGAAGUGCUCUCAACUCGUGAAUAAAUACCCCAAAAUGUUCUGUCAAGAAGGCGAUCCCCACCUGCGCUGCACGUCGGAUCGUUAUUUCAACGGAACGUGCGAUUCGAACAUUGUUGAAAUGUCACCGAAUGGGCAGCCGGAUUGGUGCUUAACGGUUGCGGCUUUGGUGCCGAGGGAGGACUUUAAUCACGUCUUUAAGCAGGAGCAGCAGCAGCGGGGGAAAAAAGGCCCACAAGGUCAAAAGAAGAAGACCGAAAAACUGCCUAAUCCCAUGUGGUGCCUGGACAGGAAGAUUCCACCCAAGGAGGAGAAGGCCGAAGCUGAUGAGAAGGAAGCAUACGAACGACCAGUUGCUGCUGUCUACGCAGAGGUGAUGUGUACCGGAGGAAAGGUCAACCUGAAAACAGGGGGUGGGGUUUUUUUAUGGCAGGCGUGCAAGGCUGGAGAUACAGUCACCGGGAGCCGCCCUCCUUUCAAUAAAGAGGAUGUCAUCUGCCCUGAAUACGGGGAAGUGUGCACGAUAUCCCUUAACGGCAGCAGCGUCAGCCCAGCAGCCGAAUGGGACGGCGAAGAGAAGGUGUGGAAGAGAACGGCCCCUGCUGCCCCUGUGGAGGAGCCAGUGCCAGUGCCAGUGCCGUCAGUGAGUGUUCCCGUUGAUAAGCCCAACAGCGGUGGCGGUGAGCAGUCUGGACGCGCCGCCGCCACCACCACCACCACCGCUGCUGCCACCAGCGCCAGCGCCAGGCCCACAAGAGCGACAGCCAGCUGA